UCGAAAGGUACAUAAGCCCAAAAAACCAAUUAUUAUUUUUAUGGAUCUCGAUGGCAGUCAAUGUGUUCCGACACCAUCAACUUCAACUGCAAUAUUAAAUCAAAAUAGUGUUGGAUUGGAUGCUAGUUUUGUAAAGUCGAUUGCUGAACAAUUGGGUAUUGAAUUGCCGGUCGUUUCAUGUCAACAAGUAUCGGAUGAAGUUUCUGCCCAUCUUCGAAAGAUUUUAAAACUUGUACGUAAAUUUCACAAAUGCAGUAGACGGCGGUGGAUUACUGCAGAUGAUUUGGAGGUUGCAAUGGCUUUUUAUGGUCAUUCUCCACUCAUGUCCAGCUGUGAAUCUACUGAUCCUUCCCUCAGGCAUGUUGGUAAGCAGGGGCGUGAUGUUUUUGUCUGCGAUGACCAAGAGUAUGAAAUUGGAACAUUUUUAUCUUCGCCAUCUGGAAAGAUGCCACUAGAAACAACACUUAAAGCUCAUUGGUUGGUUAUCACCGGAACACAACCAGCAAUCCCAGAAAAUCCUUUGCCACCUGCUCCCCCUGAAAUUUGUCUUUCUGAUGAUCAUGCUCAGGAGCAGGCUCUUGUAAAUGGCUCUACGGGUAGUGGUGGUUUUUUCCUCAAUCAGGCUGCCAAAACAAUGCGUAAAACAGAGCAAGUUCAACUUAAAUCAACUAUAACACAUUCAUUGUCUUUGGAGCAGCAAUUAUUCUUCCUCAAGAUUAUGGAGGCUAUUAUGGGUCAAGAUGAGCAGAAACGCAUUGAAGCAUUGAAUUGCUUGCAAAUGGAUUGUGGUCUUCGCUCGCUCCUUCCAAGAUUUUGUAUUGCUAUAACUGAAGGAGUUCGAUGCAACAUAGUUGUCCAUAAUAUGGCUAUUCUGGUCUACCUGAUGCGUAUGAUCCAGGCUCUUUCUCAGAAUGCUGCUCUCUCAUUAGAGCCUUGUCUUCAUGAACUCUUGCCUGCAAUGAUGUCUUGUAUCCUUAGCCGUCAACUUUCAUCCAAUCAACACACUUCUGAAACUCACUGUGUGCUUCGUGAAUUUUCAGCAGAUUUGCUUGCUCAAUUACUUAGGCAUUAUCGUCUACCGCAUAUUCAUACUCGAGUAAUUCGCGCUCUUUCAAGGGCUUUUACAGACCAAAACAUUUCUUUGCCUACUUUGUAUGGUGCUACUUUUGCUAUAUGCGAGCUCGGCGCUGAUGUUAUCCUAAGAAUUUUGCUGCCAAAUUUGGCGACGAUCUGCGAAACUAUUCAAAGAGUACAUUCUGACAAAUUGUAUAUUAAUGAGCGUUCUUUGGCUCAACGGUUAUAUAAUAAAUUGGUGGAAAAAUUAAGUGCUUUUGCGCGUGAUUCAAACUGCGUGCUGCAGUUGCACACACUUGCUGAUUAUCGUGAUCAUUUUGUUGGAUUAGCAGAAGACAUAUAUAAAGUGUGCAAAAACAACAACAAUAAUAUUAUAACUACACAGGUACAUCAAUAA
Messenger RNA from Meloidogyne enterolobii, 1471 nucleotides. Lineage: Eukaryota; Metazoa; Nematoda; Chromadorea; Rhabditida; Meloidogynidae. The record is from the annotation of a GenBank genome assembly.